UAAGCGGCAGCUGAGACUGGGAGACGCUGUGGACUCAGGAAACAGUGCGCACUUCUUACCGGACAAGUCGGCCCAGUUUUAACUUAGAGUAUAGAAGACAGAAGUGGUGGGAGCGGAUGCUAAGGUAGUAGCCCACAUUUGUGAUCCUUUUUUUUUUGGAUGGUACGUUUGAGCGAGAGCUAGGGGGGUAAAAGAGGCAGCGGGUAUGGCGGACAUACGCAAAAAACUUGUCGUGGUGGGGGACGGCGCGUGCGGGAAGACGUGUCUUCUGAUCGUGUUCAGCAAGGACGAGUUCCCCGAGGUGUAUGUGCCGACCGUGUUCGAGACGUACGUGGCGGACAUAGAGGCGGACAACAAGCAAGUGCAGCUGGCCCUGUGGGACACCGCCGGGCAGGAGGACUACGACCGCCUGCGCCCCCUCUCCUACCCGGACACCGACGUCAUCCUGAUGUGCUUCUCCGUGGACAGCCCGGACUCGCUGGAGAACAUCCCCGAGAAGUGGGUGCCCGAGGUCAAACACUUUUGUCCCAACGUGCCCAUCAUACUGGUGGCCAACAAGAAGGACCUGCGCAACGACGAGAACGUGAAGAACGAGCUGUCCCGCCUGAAGCUGGAGCCCGUGCGAGCGGAGGACGGCCGGGCCAUGGCCACGCGCAUCGGCGCAUAUGAAUAUUUGGAGUGCUCCGCCCGAACCAAGGAGGGGAUCUGGGAGGUGUUCGAGAGCGCGACACGGGCGGCCCUGCAGAAACGAAGGACCCCGCCGGCUGGCUGUCUCAAGUGCUGUGUGUUGAUGUGAAUCCACUGUCUUGUCUGUAGACACAACGAGGCGCAGGCGGAGACGCGCACACCGCCGGGCCCUGUGUCCGAACACGUAUUGGGCAGUGGCCAUUGGGGUUUCGGAUACACCCUUUGCAUUCACACGACCUCGGCCGAAGCGAAGCGAAGCGAACGACUGCAAACAAGUUGUUUUUUGAACACACUCAAUGAUCGUCUGAUGUUUGUCUGUGUGAGAGAAAGAGAAGCACUGGUUACAGCAUGUUCUCUGUGGGUCACAUGAUCCCAGUAAGACUGGUGGAGGGGUAAAAAGGACAAACCCCCAUCUCGCAACGUUUCAGUGGACUCCCCCUGUCUCCUCCUGUGGACAUGGCCUGCCAAGAUUUUUUUUUUAAUUUCUCACCUUUCGUGCUUCAAACUGUUUGCAUAUAGGUCACAGCCUUACUGCCAAGGUUACACUUUGUACCAAGCAAAGCAGUAUAAAUUGCACUUGUUAUUUAUGUCCACUUGUAUUGUAAAAUGACUGUAUUACAUUUGGGAAAAUUGCACAGCAUCUGGGAACUUGAGCAGUCCACAGAACAUUUUGUAAAGCCCAUGCAUCAGUGUAUCCGUGUAAGGAUGCCCAUAGAGUUUCCUCUAAUUUGCCAUAUGCCUUUUGAUUUGUUCGAUUUUUAUGACACGGUUUUAAGUUUACAGUUCUUCAGGUGUGUUAGUUGGAACAGCGUCCAAAAUAGUAUGUUUGACUCCACAUUAUUAUUAAAAUUAAUAGAUAUGCAACGGGUCACAUUUCAUCACAGAUCGGGGAGACCACAGAUUGGCAAGUCUUGACAAGGGCUUAUCAUAUUGUCCAGUGCAGUUUUGGGGUUUGUGUUUUGUGAGAUUAAAGUGGGCACGCGAACAGUUAACCGUGUGUUGUCAGAAAUAUUUGUUUUUACUAAGCAUUAUUCCGCCCUUAGUUAUAUGCUUGGCUGCGGUAACAGUGACUAUAGUUUUGGAGGGACAUUGAUGACAGAUUGUUAAAACAAUGUAAGGAGAAGCUAACAACGACAUCUAUAAAUAUUACAAUCUGCAUAGAAGGAGAACUGUUUAUUUUUUUCCUUGCUGCUCACCAGAACUGCAUUAUUUAGUAUCUCACCACAUGUCUGACUUCUUGAAAUCCAGGAUUCUCUGUCUCUAAGACUCUGAAACCCCUUUUGGCAUUUUCUGCUGUUAAGUGUGCAAUAUUUCCAAGAGAGGGUUGAGCAUGUGAGAUGGUUCAACAUGUAAGUGCUUUGCCCGUGUAGUGUAAUGAAAAGAAGAGUGAGCUUCAUCUGAGCCCUAAGAGCAAUUAGCUCACACUCAUAUGGGAUUUAUUGAAAUUGAUCAUGUUAUUUCAUUAUAACUACAGUCUUUUAAUACUGACAAACAGGAAAUCACUUUGACAAAAACAGACUGAAACUACAAUAUUUUUUUAAGAAGCUGUUAAAGUUUGUUUACAGCAGUAAAACUGAAUUAUGACUGGUGAGACACACACUAAAGUCCUUCCUAAUGUCCACCUGUAGGACUCUGAAUGUACCUCAAGUUUCAGAGACUUUGUUGGAGCUUUGACCCGAGCAACAGAAAUCAAUGUAUGUCAGCUACUUUUCCAUUCUUGCGAAAUAAAUUCAGCUCACGUUUAAUCUGUGUCUUCACAGAGGUGUUGUGUAAUGUCCUGGAACUCUAUGGUGGGAGUGCCUGUUCAAAUGACAGCUGUGAACAUCAAUUACAGAGACUGUUGGUACACUGAAUAUCCAGGGCAGGCCCCUGCUGGAUGUAUAAUGUGAGUUUGACUUUCAAUGGUAACUGAAGACAAAAAUAAGAGCACAAUUUCACUUUAAAUGUCAUUUUUUUGUUAGCCAAUAAUAGUGAAGAUAUAUCAGUUUAAAAGAGUAUCUUUUAAAAAAGUCCAACCAGAGUUACGAUGGUGUAAAAGUCACAUUCCUCCCUGCCUUCUGUUGCUGGGAUUUUUGCUGACUUACAGAGCAGGAAUGCAUUGUGCUGGAUUGGUUAAUUUUUCCCACACUGGCCCCCCUCAUGUGCCUCUGAUUUCCAAUGUUGUUAGGUUAUUCUUCACUGACUAGACAGUGCAGUUUUCAUCUUCUUCAACAAUGGAAUCACAGAGAAGCCAAUUGAGUUGAGUCGCACCAAAUCAUGACCACCUUAACGUAAUACUUAUUAGGUUUGAAUUGUAGGUGGUAAACAAUGGAAUUCUUUGUGAGGAAAAGCAAUGCAGAAUGUAAGGGAACAAGCGGUACUGUUCUGGGAAACUCAAUAAAAUAAUCGAUCUGUGUCACCAUC
Scophthalmus maximus (turbot) is the source of this 3090-nucleotide messenger RNA. RefSeq names its product rho-related GTP-binding protein RhoB. Bases 206 to 796 code for a protein of 196 amino acids. The transcript has a single exon. Lineage: Eukaryota; Metazoa; Chordata; Actinopteri; Pleuronectiformes; Scophthalmidae. Gene Ontology annotation, biological process: small GTPase-mediated signal transduction. Gene Ontology annotation, molecular function: GTP binding; GTPase activity. The record is from RefSeq and is a predicted model, not a curated record.